This is a messenger RNA of Hippocampus zosterae (dwarf seahorse), 2080 nucleotides long. RefSeq names its product RAB15 effector protein (gene rep15). The record is from RefSeq and is a predicted model, not a curated record. The coding region runs from base 323 to 1144 and encodes 273 amino acids. NCBI's taxonomy places the organism in Eukaryota, Metazoa, Chordata, Actinopteri, Syngnathiformes, Syngnathidae. The transcript is spliced from 4 exons. Gene Ontology annotation, biological process: receptor recycling.
ACUUUUGCUCCAUUUUUGUAAACCAACGUCCUCAUUUGAGCCUCCCUUGAAAAACAGUGAAAGGGCUUGUUUACUUGCCAAACCCUUCAGGCCAACCGCAGUCGAGAAAAAGCUUCUUCAAGUUUAUAACUGCUGGGAUGGAAAGUCAUUCGCUGUACUGAAGACUCCUGUCGACACCAAAAAAAAAAAAACGCACACACCUUGUGUACAUGAGCAGGCAAGGGAAGAGGAGCAGAGGAACUGGACUUGGAACGGCUUAAAACAUCCGGGGCCGUCCUAGUGUAUCGUGAGACCCCACUCUGAUCGUCACUGUCCGUCGAGCAUGGGGGACAACAUGAGUAAACCCUCCGCUAAGCCCUUUCAGGAUGGCAACUUCUUCACCUCUUUCAAGCCCUACAACCCUCCCGCCACCAAUGACGCCGCACCCCCUCGACGAAGCAUCUUCUCCACGCUAAGACGGCCCCCGGUUGCCAAGCCCAAUGAUUUCAUCCCCCUCUUCACUGACUGCAUCACCACUGCCUCAUCCCGAACUCAGGAGUACCUCGUCUUCAAGGAUCCAGAGGACAAGUUCCACCCCAGCCCAGACGCCCUCACUCAGAUCUUCCUAAUGACCUACAUCUCCCAGAGUGUCAACCUCAACCUGACCGACAACUUUAACUGCACGGCCAUGACCCCCGAGCAACGCAUCCUGCUGGGGGCCGACUGGGUGUGGGCCGUGUUGGAGAAGCCCACCAAGAACCCUCGCGUCCAGAUCGCCGUGCAGGUGCUCCACCUGUCCGACAAGGAGGGCGGCGAGGAGGACGGCGUUCUCCCGGAGACAUGCAGCGAAAGCGUCCAAAUGGCCCAGAGGGAGUCCAGCGACAGGAACAUGUACGAGAGGAUGGUGGACUUCUGCACUUCGGUGGGCAAGGACUGCUACGCUCUAUUCUUGUUCUUCGGGAGGAAAAACGACAAGAACAAUAUCUACGGCGUUCUCAGCAACAACUUGGAAGCGGCCAUGGGGAAGUGCGACAAGAUCGAUAGAGCUCUUCUGGAGAACUUCUUCAAGGGUUCGCGCUACCUGCACACCCCCUCCGGGAUGAUGCAGUCCAUCGUCACUCGGAAUGAGGGAGAGCCGCUCACCCUUAUGAUUAAAUUCAGCUGAUGCCAAGAUCAUCAUAUUCUCAAAAGCAAUUCUAAGCACGCGUAACACCGGUGAGCAAGGGUGGGGGAGUCCUCAAUAAUUUGGUUCUAAUUUCAGCACAGGUUUUGUGAUCAUAAUUCAAAUAAUUAUUGCGAGCAUAAAUCCAUCGCCUUUGUAAAACCUGAAUUUCACUCAUCGCAACCUCUACAUGAAGUCGUAUUAUUUGGUUUCGCUACAGCGCAUUUUGCUUCAGAUGUUAUUUUACACUUAGCCGAUUUUCGGUAAGUGUAAAUGUUUAUCGUUUCUGUCUGUGUGGAGUCUCAAUAUUUGAUUAUUGGGAGACAAAAGUGACAACACGAUAAAUUAUCACAUCUCGUCAACGGGGCAAUAUGUAUCGCAUAGGUUAGCCUCCGUACACUCUUAUUUUUUAAUGACUAUGAUUUAAUAAUAAAUGGAGAAAAAAAGGUGACAAAAAUGCAGCAAUUGCCACUGAUAUUUCGAAUGGAAUUCAAUUCAACUAGCGUUGCCUAGCGAAUUAGAAAUAAAGCAACUUGAAAAAAAAAAAGUUUAAUAAAUCGCAUUGAGCAUUGGGGGUGUGAGACUCAUGCCCACCACAAUGCCGCGUUGUGUUGCCACAGAGAGUCGGAAAAGUCCAUCUGUGGCCAUGGCCGCCAUGCUGUUCUUACGAGUUGAGACUGAAUCAUCGAGCGCCAAUGCUGGUCGCAGCCAACGAGGCUUUAAAAGACGGUUACUGGGGUCCACGGAAAAACCGAAUUGAUAUUAUGGCUCGUAGUACUUAGCAACCGAAUUGAUAUUAUGGCUCGUAGUACUUAGCAGCCAGGAAAGAGAUUCACCCACCCCUUUUGGACGUCUAUCUCUAGUUCUCUUCCUUGCUGUCACUUGGGAUCUUCUGUGGUGUAAUCAUUAAAAAAAAAAACGAAAAAAAAGAAAAAAAAA